AUGAUCGCCGAAGCGGACUUUGUUAACAGAAACACCUCUGAGAACGAAACUUCCAUUUCUGUACUGUCUAGCCAAAGGUGUUAUUUUUACGACCCUCUCAAUAAUUACGAACUCGGAGGAGUUCUUUACAUUGAAAGCAUAGUCACCACAGUGAUAAACUUUAUCUGCGCCGUCAUCGCUAGUUCGGGCAACGGCAUCAUCCUAGUAACGUUCUGGAAAACAAAUCAGCUUCGAUCGCAAUCCCAACUGUUUCUCUGGUGCCUGGCAUUUGCAGAUUUUCUCACUGGGUUCAUAGCGCAACCAUUUUAUGGAGCAUUCAAGAUAACUUAUCUAGCGGGGUAUGUUUCUGUCUCUUGCGUGUUAAGGGCAAUUCUUGAAACGGUUGCUUGGUUCUCAGCAGCGUUGUCCUGUUCACUGGUUUCGUCUAUCAUUGGCGAGCGUUACCUGGCUUUGCAUUAUCACAUGAGGUAUCACGAUGUCGUAACCACAAAAAGGACCAUUCAAUACAUCGUAUUUCUGGUUAUUGUCAUGGGGAUUGCAAGCCAAGUUUCAAGGUUCGCCAUGACGAAAAUGAGACCGUUUUUGUACUUAAGCAUUUCUGGAUUGCUGUUGAGUCAUCUAACGUUGCUAACCUGUUCCUGGAAAAUAUACAAACAGGUUCGUCGACAUUUGCGGCAAAUAAAAGACCAGGGCUCUGCAGAAAGCCAAUCUCUUGAUAUGCAGCGACACAAGAAAUCCGUGAUGAAAAUGGCAUAUAUCGCUUUUUUGUACAUAAUUUCUUACAUGCCUUUUACGUGCGUUCUGUGUGCUUAUUUGUCUAAUGGCUUUACCAGUACUGUAGAGGCUGCUUAUGAUAUAACUCGGACUAUGGCUUUCAUGAGUUCAUCGUGGAAUCCUUUUAUUUAUUUUUGGAAAAUACAAGAACUAAAAGAAGCGGUCAAGAAAGUGAUGAAAAAGGAUCAUGCUACAGUUCACUAA
Messenger RNA from Porites evermanni, 978 nucleotides. The record is from the annotation of a GenBank genome assembly. Lineage: Eukaryota; Metazoa; Cnidaria; Anthozoa; Scleractinia; Poritidae.